Messenger RNA from Protopolystoma xenopodis, 1023 nucleotides. The record is from the annotation of a GenBank genome assembly. NCBI's taxonomy places the organism in Eukaryota, Metazoa, Platyhelminthes, Monogenea, Polystomatidea, Polystomatidae.
UCGACCGGCGUCUCAUCUGCUAGUGUUCACCUUCUUGCCACAGGCGCACCACGACCUUUAAGUAGUGGUAUCUCUGCAAAAGCUUUGUCAGGCUUCAUCGAUUAUGACACUCUCGAACUGAAUCUGUCAAGGCGGCUGACCCGUCUCCUUGCACGUUCACAUUCUCUGCCAAUAGGAAUGGUUCUUCUUCUACACCAACUUGGCUGUCCCGUUAACCGUCGGCUGCCUAUCGCGCCAUCAAUUUUUCGAAGUACUACCCUCCCAUCAUACGUGAAUCCUACUUCGACUUCACUAGUUUCUCUUUGUGCCUCUUCAUCGCGUGGUCAGCCGAGUCUGAAUUCAGUUUUGCUAAAUGGAGCUUCCUUUGCUGACACCAUAGCUUCCAAUAGUUCCUCUGAACUACUUGGAGUUGGAGGUUUUGAGACUCGCCAGCUAUGUGUAGCCGUUAGUCGUCUGUUGACUGGCCUUCAGAGCUCGGUUCGAAUUUGCCCUGCACGAUUGGAUACGAGUGGUGUACUAGCUGGUGGUGAUAAACUACAUCCAGUUAUGAAGUUUAUUUCGACUUCAAAUCCGCUAAUUACAGAUGCUUCAGGUCACCACAUCCGUGCUUUCGACUCGGAGAUGCAUAAUCGUCGACCUAGUAGCCUACUUUCAUCAUUCACAUCCACUGCUACCUGGCUUUCGUCCGCAGCUGCUAUUCUUCUUGCCGAGCCAGUGCCUCUACCUUCCCUGCAGCUCCAUUCGGUUCCACCUCAUGGCAUUAUACAAACGCCAGCAGGACCAACAAUACCACCGAGUCAGGCUUUGCUUGCAUCGAACUCCGCGGCUGCUCUAAGUCAAGUUCAGGGCCAGGUGCAUCAUCACCAUCAUCAUCAUCAUCACCAUCCAAACCAUAUUCUUCAGCACUCAUCGGGGACGACUGGUUCAACUGGCCUUCCUGCGCCACCUCCUCUGCCCCCUGGAGUGUUAGCAACCCUUCCUCCAGGUGGUCUGCUUCAAGGAGAAGGAGGUAAUAGCCAGUAA